Alligator mississippiensis (American alligator) is the source of this 2354-nucleotide messenger RNA. Its product is annotated as zinc finger protein RFP-like. Gene Ontology annotation, molecular function: protein binding; zinc ion binding. The record is from RefSeq and is a predicted model, not a curated record. The coding region runs from base 318 to 1790 and encodes 490 amino acids. NCBI's taxonomy places the organism in Eukaryota, Metazoa, Chordata, Crocodylia, Alligatoridae. The transcript is spliced from 8 exons.
GGAAGAAAAGAUAAGUAACACAAAGGAGAUCUGGGACUUUUUGAUGAGCACAAUCCGGCUCUGACCUGACCUGGCCUGUAAGCAUAAAUCUCACAGGCUCAGAAACAGCAACAGAGGAACAUCCUAGAACAGGUUCGAACAGCUGACCAUAGAGGAACCAGACCAGCUGGAGGGGGAAGAGUAUGGAAAACAGAGGGAGCGUGACCAAACCUACAGCCUUGUGAUGUGUGACCACUUGGUAGUCAGACCACUGCAGCUACCAGCGAGGACACUACCCCAGAGCUACCAGGUCUGUCAUUCCAGAGAUCUCAGCAGCCAUGGCAUCAGCAAUUCCCGAAUGGGACAUUCAAGAGGAAACCAAAUGCCCUAUCUGCUUGGAGUAUUUCACAGACCCAGUGAGCAUAGAGUGUGGGCACAACUUCUGCCGUGCCUGUAUCACUCAGUACUGUGAGCAAAUGGCAGAAGGUGACUCUACGCCCUUGUUGUGUCCUAGCUGUCGGACCUGCUUUUGGAAAAGCCAUCUCCGGCCAAACUGGGACCUGGCAAAUAUCCUAGAAAAAAUCAAACAACUGAGUAUGAAAGGAGGAAAAGGGAAGCUGUGUUUGAGACACCAGAAAAGCCUGGAUCUAUUUUGUGAAGAGGAUGGCAAAGCUGUGUGCGUGGUUUGUGAGAGAUCCCCAGAGCACAGGUCUCACACUGUGCUUCUCAUGGAGGAGGCUGCCCAGAAAUACAAAGGUCAAAUCCAGAACUUAUUGCAGAAGAGGAAGAAAGAAAAAGAAAAGCUCCUGGGAUUGAAACUGGCUGAAGAGAGAAAAAUCCAGGAGUACCUGGAAAAGAGAAAUGGUGAAAGGCAAAAGAUUGUGUCUGAAUUUCAGCAACUGUGCCAGUUGCUGGAUGAGCAAGAGCGACUCCUAUUGGCCCGGAUGGAAGAGCUGGACAAGGAGGUUGUGAAGAAGCAGAAGGAAAAUAUCACUAAAAUCUCAGAGGAGUUUUCCCGGCUUGGUGAAUUGAUCAGGGAGAUGGAGGGGAAAUGCCAGCAGACAGCAAGUGAUCUCCUGCAGGACAUCAGAAGUACCUUGAGCAGAUGUGGAGAAGGGAAAUGCCAGCAGCCAGAGGUGACUUCUCCUGACCUAAAGAACAAACUUGACUUUUGGUGCCAGAAAAAUACUGCCGUAAAGGAGAUCCUGGGGAAAGUCACAGAAACUCUGCUAUCAGAACUACAGAAAGACUGGAGUAGGUCUCUGGAAAAGAAAACAAAACCAGUCUAUAGAAAGGUGAAGGUGACUCUAGAUCCAGACACAGCUCAUCCCAACCUCAUCCUGUCUGAGGAUCGCAGAAGUGUGAGACGAGGAACCACACGGCAAGUUGUGGCCUACAAUCCUGAGAGAUUUUAUCCCAUUCACUGUGUGCUGGGCUGCGAGGUCUUCACCUCCGGAAGAUACUGCUGGGAGGUGGAGGUCGGAGAAUGUGGAUCCUGGGCUGUUGGUGUGGCUCGAGAGUCUGUGAGCAGGAGGAGAGAAAUCGACUUUAACCCUGAAGAAGGGAUCUGGGCCGUGGGACAGUGGGGAAGGCUAUAUUUUGCUCUUGCCUCUCCUCGCACCUCCUUGCCCUUGAGCUGGUUUCCCAAGAAGAUCAGAGUUUAUCUAGACUGUGAAGGAGGCCAAGUGUCAUUUUUUGAUGCUGAUACCGAGGCCCUGAUCCUUGCUUUCCCACCAGCCCCUUUCACUGGGGAGAGAAUCUGCCCCUGGUUCUGGCUGGGGAAGGGGUCACGGCUUGACCUCUGCCCCUAGUAAGUAUCCCAGUUCAGACCCUUAAAUAGUCUCCUGUAACCUCUGAGAUGCCAGCUCUGUGUUCCUGGAGACAGAAAUGUGUUUCUGACCCCUGUGAACAAGAGAGAAGAAUGAGAUGAGGCUAGAUAAGGGUAAGGCCAAACUCUUCGUUACUUCUCUCUGAGAGUCUGGAAGCCGCUAAAGAUACUGCGGUGAAGUGGGGGAGCGUAGGAGAUGGAGAAGAGGAACCUUUUAGUCGGGGCAGGGGGGAAAAAAUUAGUCUCUAUAUCUGAGUGUUUUCUUAAGCCAAUAAAUGUUCCUUUUUGUGACUCUCACAAUGAUUGGGAAUUUUUUGUGAAUGAACUUCAUAUUUUUAGAGCUAUAAAGACCUUGAAUUGCAAUGCUUUUGUGGCUUAUGAAGGACUUUAUUUUCUAGAUAAAAUUAAAUAGACAUAGAAAUUAUCUAGCUGAUUAUUAGUAACUUUGAUGGCAAGUAAGCAGAAAAGAGGUAAAAUUGCACCUUUUUAUAUGGCUGUAUUUUAGACAAAGGUGUGUUGGGAGUUGGAGUUUUUCAUAAAAUAAUGG